Messenger RNA from Aureobasidium melanogenum CBS 110374, 1137 nucleotides. RefSeq lists its product as uncharacterized. The transcript is spliced from 7 exons. The record is from RefSeq and is a predicted model, not a curated record. Lineage: Eukaryota; Fungi; Ascomycota; Dothideomycetes; Dothideales; Saccotheciaceae. Bases 1 to 1137 code for a protein of 378 amino acids. Gene Ontology annotation, molecular function: pectate lyase activity.
AUGAGAUCUUUCUCUCUUUUCACCUCUGCAAUUGUAGCAUUCGCCAGCACCGUUAGCGCUGCUGGUGUCACUGGCGCCGCUGAAGGUUUCGCCAAGGGCGUCACUGGAGGUGGUUCAGCCGCUGCUGUCUAUCCUAGCACCACUGCCGAGCUGGUCUCGUACCUUGGUGAUAGUCAGCCCCGCGUUAUUAUUCUCACCAAGACCUUCGAUUUCCGUGGUACUGAGGGUACUACCUCCGCCAAGGGCUGCUCUCCUUGGGGUACUGGCAGUCUUUGCCAGCAGGCUAUCGACAAGGAUGGCUGGUGCGAGAACUAUGAAUCCUCGGCACCCAAGGUCUCUUCCAUCACUUACGACAAGGCCGGUAUGAUCGGCAUUACUGUCAACUCAAACAAGAGUUUGGUUGGUCAGGGCAACAAGGGUAUCAUCAAGGGCAAGGGUCUUCGCAUGGCCAACGGUGUUAAGAACGUGAUCAUUCAGAACAUCGCUAUUACUGACAUUAACCCCCACUACGUUUGGGGUGGUGAUGCAAUCACCCUUGCUGGCACUGACCUGAUCUGGAUCGACCACGUUACUACUCAACGUAUUGCCCGCCAGCACAUCGUUCUCGGAGAGUCUGCUUCCGGCAGAGUCACGAUUUCCAACUGCGACAUCGAUGGAUCGUCCAACUGGUCGGCCACUUGUGAUGGACGCCACUACUGGGCUCUUUACUUCACUGGUAGCAACGAUAUGAUCACUUUCAAGGGCAACUACAUCCACCACACCUCUGGUCGUUCGCCCAAGAUUCAAGGCAACACCAUCCUCCACGCAGUCAACAACUACUGGUACGACAUCGACUCCAAGGGCCACGCUUUCGAGCUCGGCCAGGGCGGUUAUGUUCUCGCUGAAGGCAACAAGAUUCAAAACGUGGCAACUGUGAUUGAGUCCGGAGCUACUGGUAAGUACUUCACUGUUCCUGGCAGUGGCAGCGUCUGCAGUUCUUUCAUUGGCCGUAGCUGCCAGAGCAACGCCUUUGGCAGCUCUGGUGCUUUCUCCUCUGCCGACACCAGCUUCCUCGGUAACUUCAAAGGCAAGAACAUUGCUUCUGCUGCUGCCGCCAGCUCCGUCUCCACUGCCAACGUCGGCUACGGCAAGAUCUAA